Molecule: messenger RNA, 537 nt
Organism: Helianthus annuus (common sunflower)
Lineage: Eukaryota; Viridiplantae; Streptophyta; Magnoliopsida; Asterales; Asteraceae
Product: velvet complex subunit 2-like
Exons: 2
Coding region: 1-537 (178 amino acids)
Source: RefSeq, a predicted model, not a curated record
AUGGCUAAUAAGUUUCCGUUGGGAGCUAAUCACCGGAUACAGAUGACGAAUCACCAUCUACCACAACCACCUACCGUCAUCACCACCCGCCACCAACCUCCGCCGACCACCACCACCGUCCUCCGCCGUCACCGCCGCCCGCCGCCCGCCGCCACCGCCAUCGACUACCAUCGCUGCCACCCGCUAUCGCAAACCACCGCCACCCUCCACCGACCAUCGACCACCAUCGCCGCCACCCGCAACCACCGACAACCGCCACCCCAACCACGACCGCCACCCUCCGCCGACCACCACCACCAUCCUUCGUGGCCACCACCCGCUACCGUCAACCACCACCACCCACCGUCGUCGCCACCACCAUCGCCGCCACCUGCCACCGCAGACCACCGCCAACCCCUACCAUCACCGCCGCCACCGCUAACAAUCGUCACCCACCGACCACCGCCACCCACCACUGCUACCACCGACCACCGCCACCCAUCGCUGCCACCGCCACUAGACGCCACCGAUCACCGCCACCACCCAUCACCGAUUUAA